AUGCGCAGAGCGUGGCGGGGAGGCGGCGGUGCGGGCGCUCCGGCGGCUGCGCGCGCCGGCGGCGGCGGCGGCGGCGGAUCGGUCCCGGUCCCGGUCCCGGUCCCGGCCCCGGCCCCGGCCCGCGCUCGCGGCGCCUCCGCUGCGGCCUGGCUGCGGGAUCCGUGCGCAGCGAUGGCCGGGCAGCGCCCGGGAGGCCGGUCGUCGCCGCCGCUGCUGCCGCUGCUGCUGCUGCUGGCCGGGCUCUCCGCCUGCGACGCCAGCCCCGCGGAUGACGGCGCGGGUCCGGGGGGACGGGGACCCCGGGGCCGCGCGCGGGGCGACGCGGGCGCCGACGACGCCGCGCCGCGCCACGACUCUUCCUACGGCACCUUCGCCGGCGAGUUCUACGACCUGCGCUACCUGUCCGAGGACGGUUACCCUUUUCCCACUGCUCCUCCUGUGGACCCAUUCGCCAAAAUCAAAGUGGAAGACUGCGGAAGAACCAAGGGAUGCUUUAGAUAUGGCAAGCCAGGCUGUAACGCAGAGACGUGUGAGUACUUCCUUAGCUACCGGAUGAUAGGGGCUGAUGUGGAAUUUGAGCUGAGCGCAGACACAGAUGGCUGGGUAGCAGUUGGAUUCUCUUCGGACAAGAAAAUGGGUGGAGAUGACGUCAUGGCCUGUGUGCAUGAUGACAAUGGCCGAGUCCGCAUACAGCACUUCUAUAACGUGGGCCAGUGGGCAAAGGAGAUUCAGAGAAAUCCUGCCAGAGAUGAAGAAGGGGUUUUUGAGAACAACCGUGUCACAUGCAGGUUUAAACGCCCCGUGAAUGUUCCCAGGGAUGAAACCAUUGUGGAUCUGCAUUUGAGUUGGUAUUACCUGUUUGCUUGGGGUCCAGCCAUUCAGGGCUCCAUCACAAGACAUGAUAUAGACUCUCCACCAGCUUCGGAGCGAGUUGUCAGUAUUUACAAGUAUGAAGACAUUUUUAUGCCAUCGGCUGCUUAUCAGACCUUCUCAUCUCCAUUUUGUUUGCUCCUCAUUGUUGCCCUGACCUUCUACUUACUGAUGGGAACCCCGUAACCAGGGAUACAAGGCCAGCAGAUUAAACAGAUUGGAAAACUUUUA
Molecule: messenger RNA, 1101 nt
Organism: Jaculus jaculus (lesser Egyptian jerboa)
Lineage: Eukaryota; Metazoa; Chordata; Mammalia; Rodentia; Dipodidae
Gene: Frrs1l
Product: ferric chelate reductase 1 like
Exons: 5
Coding region: 1-1056 (351 amino acids)
Biological process (GO): regulation of glutamate receptor signaling pathway
Source: RefSeq, a predicted model, not a curated record